CUCUCACUAGAGGGGCUGGGAUCGAGGCUACCUCUGUACUGUCUCUAGCUCUCUGAUCUGAGUGUUUGCUUGUACUAGGACUGUGGAACGAAGAAGAUACUCAGGGCUGUUAUGAUUCAUGAGGUCCAGGCUACUGGUUGCAUUAUUGAGUUUCCUUGGGUGUGUGAUUUUUGCUGCUGUGAUGUGGAUCAACUCUUCCCCCUCUUCGCUGAUGCAUGUUGAGCCACGCCCACAAAAGUUUCGCAAGGUGUCCGUUGUGGUUCUCGAUGUUGACCAGGACAACAUCAAACAAAUUUGCCAGAAUAUCAUUCAGUCCUUAUCAAAACACGAGUUGGAGCCUGAGUUUUUAUUGUCUGUUUAUGAGCCUGUGAAGUUUGACCUCCAAUCAGCCAAGAUCAAAGGUUACCAUGUCGAGAAAAUCACAAGGCGGUCCACUUUCACAAGCAGUGUGUUAGAAGGUUUUAAGAAGGCCCACUUCACUGUCAUGGCGGUGGUUGCUGACACAUCCGUGUCCAUUUCAGAGCUCCUUCCUCAGCUAGUGAUCCCAGUGGUGAAGAAAGAGUGUGACAUGGCACUAGCCAAGCACACAGACACAUCACACAUUCUUCUUGGUAUCCUCUCAUUUCCCCUCACCCUGUCUCUCUCUGGUGGUGAGAAUGCUACAUCUUUCUCUCUCAGCCGGGCGGUGUGGCUGAAGGCCUGCUCACACGUAUCACAGGACGCCUCCUCACUCAGCCUGGAACUUCUUUCAAGAUGCCGUGUGAGUGGUCACAAGACAGUGUACAUUGCCGGUGGUAGUUCUGAGCAUGUACACGAGGUGGAGCUUCUGUCACAGAUAUUCUCACUCUAUUGGUCCGUACACCCCAUAUGGUGCACUCUCAUCAUCGUGGCAAUAUGUAUCGGACUGUUCCUCGGACUCAAAAUGUAUAGAACUUCCACCACCAUCGACCGUUCACUGCUUGUUUUAUAAUUGUGUCCUAGCUCUAUAAAUCAACACAUGCAGGUGUUGGUGUAUAUACAGUCAUGCAUGUGCAUAUAUGAUUGACAAAUGUGCAAUGAUUUUUUAAACAAAAAGUGA
Molecule: messenger RNA, 1078 nt
Organism: Halichondria panicea
Lineage: Eukaryota; Metazoa; Porifera; Demospongiae; Suberitida; Halichondriidae
Exons: 7
Coding region: 119-970 (283 amino acids)
Source: RefSeq, a predicted model, not a curated record